Molecule: messenger RNA, 1530 nt
Organism: Fusarium oxysporum Fo47
Lineage: Eukaryota; Fungi; Ascomycota; Sordariomycetes; Hypocreales; Nectriaceae
Product: cytochrome P450
Exons: 5
Coding region: 1-1530 (509 amino acids)
Molecular function (GO): heme binding; iron ion binding; oxidoreductase activity, acting on paired donors, with incorporation or reduction of molecular oxygen
Source: RefSeq, a predicted model, not a curated record
AUGACCUUAUCUUAUCUAUCAGAAUUCCCGACUUCUAGUGGCAUUGGCAUAGCCGUUUUCUGCUUGCUGUCAUCCUGGUGGCUCGGCACAACCUUUCUAGCAUGGUAUCGUCUCCGACACGUCCCAGGCCCCUGGUUUGCAGGACUGAGCUACAUCUGGAACGGUUGGAUUGCCUACAGUGGUAAACAGCACCAUGUAUUCGUUGCUCUCGAUGAAAAAUACGGCUCGUUGGUGCGAAUUGGCCCGGAGGUCCUGCUCACUUCAGAUGUUGAGCUCGUCAAGCGCAUGUCGGCGACAAAGAGCUCAUAUGGCAAAUCCUCUUGGGUCGACGGUGUUCGGUUCAAUCCGUACCACGAAACUAUGUUUGCAGUGAGAGAUCCUCGCCAACAUGAUCGCGCGAAAGCAAGGGUGGCCCCUGCGUAUAGUGGUCGCGAUACGCCGAAUCUCGAGGGUGCUGUAGACCAGCAGAUCAACAGCCUCAUAUCCUUGAUUCGUCGCAAAUAUCUCUCGGAGCCCGCAUCUGGUUUAAUCCGUACACUGCCCCUCCUCAACGUCUUGUCGUAUUUCACCCUCGACGUCAUUUCCAAAGUGGCGCUCGGGACGGAGUUUGGUUGCUGCACUUCUGACUCGGACCCGUACAGGUUCUAUGAGGGGUUGGAUGAGCAUAUGCCUUUGAUGGCGCUGACAAGUGAUGUACCGUGGAUCCGAGCUGUGAUGUACUCGACUACGUUUCUCAAGUAUUUUGGGCCACGCGAGACUGAUACUCAUGGAAUUGGCCCGCUGAUGAAAGUUACGAAUGACAACGUCCGACAACGCUAUAGUCAAGACCAGACAGAGAAGACAGAUAUGUUGAGCUCGUUCAAAGUCCAUGGUCUAUCCGAGGGUAAUGCCCAGUCCGAGACGCUUUUCAUGUUCGUCGCGGGAUCCGAUACCACUGCAGCGGCUAUCCGAGUCACUCUAUUCUACCUCAUGUCGUGUCCUCGCGUCUAUCGGAAGCUGAAGGAAGAGAUUCGAGGCGCUGUUCGUGAGGGAAGGGCUUCAAGUCCAGUUACUGCUGCUCAGGCACGCGAGCUACCUUAUCUCCAAGCAGUUAUAUAUGAAGGUCUCCGUAUGCGGCCAGUGACAACUGGACAGCAAGCGAAAGAGGUACCAGCUGGCGGCGACACCAUCAACGGGUACUUCAUUCCCGGUGGCACAUCCAUCGCCAUCAACUUCUCGGCUAUCUUAGGUUCCAAAGCCCUCUUCGGCCCAGACGCCGAUGUCUUUCGACCAGAACGCUUCAUUGGUCUUUCAGCCUCCAAUCUCGCCGAGAUGCGUCGCAACGUCGAAAUGAACUUUGGUCACGGCCGAUGGAUGUGUGCUGGAAAGCCGCUGGCGUUUAUGGAGCUGCAAAAAGUGUACUUCGAGUUGCUGCGGGCAUUCGAUUUUCAGCUUACCGAGCCUCUCAGUCCGAUGCGAUCUGAGAGUUACGCUUUGUUCCGCGAUUUUGGAUUGAAAGUGCGUGCUACAGUGGCAGAAGACAUGGAAUAG